This is a messenger RNA of Polypterus senegalus (gray bichir), 1676 nucleotides long. It is a transcript of the gene atraid, whose product is annotated as all-trans retinoic acid-induced differentiation factor. The record is from RefSeq and is a predicted model, not a curated record. Lineage: Eukaryota; Metazoa; Chordata; Cladistia; Polypteriformes; Polypteridae. Gene Ontology annotation, cellular component: intracellular membrane-bounded organelle. The transcript has 7 exons. Bases 56 to 733 code for a protein of 225 amino acids. Gene Ontology annotation, biological process: positive regulation of osteoblast differentiation.
UUCAUCGUCAUGUGAUUUCUUGCGAGAGAGUUCAGAUUUUGACUGUUUCGACGUGAUGUUUUUACUGCUGUCUUCAGUAGCGUGGAUUUUAUCAUUUAAUUGUGCUUUCUCGGAUUCUGACACCAUUCCACAGGUAUGCAGUUUGUGUGUUGGGACUGUCGGUAAUGGCAGCGCAGUUUGGGACCUCUGCUACACCAAGAAGAGCUUUGUGGUCAAGGGACGCUGCUGCCUACAGACGCAGGAUGAGGAAAAUCAAAUCAUUGGGUUAGACUUGAAGAACUGCUCGCUGGCGGAAGUUGACGAUCUGCAUGAGGCCUACACCGCAGAAGUUGUAGACCUCUCCGAAAAUCCUCUCCAGAAUGUGUCAAAGUUGACGUUUCAUGGCUUCACCAGCAUGUAUUUUCUAGUUUUACCUCCAGUACUUGAAUGCCCGGGUGGAAAUGAAUCUUGGGAGAUCACAGAAGUGUCUAACAGCAUAAGGAUAUGCAAGAGGCAAAAAAGUGCCUGCAAUAGCACUGGAGAGCCGGCUUGGCUUUGUCCAGAAAACUCCUUAUGCCAACCAGAUGGCCCCGGGAUGUUUCAGUGUAUCUGCGUAGAUGGCUUCCAUGGCUACAAGUGUCUCCGAAUGGACGAGUUUCCUAUGGUGGAGAUGUUUGUGAUCCUUGGCACGGUGACAGCACUCGUGUCCAGCCUCCUCUGGGCGACCCAGCGCCGCAAGGCCAAGUCCUUCUGAGGUGACUCAAGAUUGGAGGGGAACACCCAAACAGGCUGCAGCCAAUGGGAUGGCAGGAGGUGGGAGUGGACAUGAAUUGAAGGUGGCGACUGUGAAAGGCUCAAUCGGCAGCAUCCUUCAGGACUUGUUUGCUGUUUGGACUCUGGACCACCGGAGGUAAGAAGAGAAAGUGAAAAUGGAUGAUUACAAGGACGCCGAGUCUUUCCAUCACCUGAGAGUUGUGUGCCGACAUUCUGCAAACCGUUCAUCGAGAUGCCAUCGUCAUGUGACGAGGCACAAUUCCAUUUGAAUGGUUGAGUAAAUAAGCAAAACUGUCGCUAUUGGGCUGAAACCAAUCCUCGUGAACUUCAUCAGGGACCCCCGCACGGUGAGCACACGUGUUACAGUUUGGUGCGCCGUUGUAGAAUUUGCCAUUGUAGGCCCUUACUUUUAUGGCGCGGGGGUGGGGGUUUUGGCAGCGGUCACCGUCACUUCAGAACGUUGCAUUGAAAUGCUAGAGAACUAGAAGAAAUGGACGUGGUGGACGUCUGGUGUCAACAGGUUGGAGCGACGGCUCAUACGGCACGGAGAUCCAUGCAAGUUUUCUGGGGAAACUGAUCUCCUCCCUGCGCACCGAUGUCAGGUGGCCUUCACGUUCGCCUGAUCUCGCUCCAUGCGAUUUCUUCUCAAGUCAAAGGUCUACACACACCGACCUCAGAACCUUGAAGCCCCAAAAAGACGCUAUUCGGCACGAAACCGCCGCUGUUCCUCCUGAAAUGGCCGAACGAGUCAUGCAUAUGUUCAGAAAUCGUCUCAUCACGUGUAUCGCUAAUGAUGGCCACCAUCUUCAUGACAUCAUUUUUAAAACGCUCAUUUUAAAAGCUCUUUUGUAUCCUCUUUCUUGUGUCGUAAUGAAAUUUAUUUGAUCUUGUAGUGUUUUUAUAGAAUAAACAUUUGAAAUGUG